Messenger RNA from Lepus europaeus (European hare), 1221 nucleotides. RefSeq names its product ankyrin repeat and SOCS box containing 12 (gene ASB12). Gene Ontology annotation, molecular function: protein binding. NCBI's taxonomy places the organism in Eukaryota, Metazoa, Chordata, Mammalia, Lagomorpha, Leporidae. The transcript has 3 exons. The record is from RefSeq and is a predicted model, not a curated record. Bases 154 to 1113 code for a protein of 319 amino acids.
ACUGAGGGCCCUGCCUGCUCCAGCGUCGGGCAGCAGGGGCUCCCAGCCGAAGAGCCACCAAGGGCCCAAGGGCUUCGCACAGGAGCCAGGGCAGACCCUGGUUCAGCACGGCCUCAGGCUGAAGCACCAUUUGGCAUUCCCUCCCUGCUCAUAAUGAGAAUAGUCCUCUUCCAAUCAGCCAAAAUGAACCUCAUGGACAUCACCAAGAUUUUCUCCCUCCUGCAGCCCGAUAAGGAGGAGGAGGACACCGACAUGGGGGAGAAGCAGGCUCUCAAUCAAGCAGUGUACGACAACGACUCUUACACCUUGGACCAGCUUUUGCGCCAGGAGCGUUACAAACGUUUUAUUAACAGCAGGAGUGGCUGGGGCGUUCCUGGAACACCUUUGCGCUUGGCUGCUUCUUAUGGCCACUUGAGCUGUUUGCGGGUCCUCUUGGCACAUGGCGCUGAUGUCGACAGCUUGGACGUCAAGGCACAGACACCACUUUUCACUGCUGUCAGUCAUGGCCAUCUGGACUGUGUGCGGGUGCUUUUGGAAGCUGGUGCCUGUCCUGGUGGUAGCAUCUACAAUAAUUGUUCUCCUGUCCUUACAGCUGCCCGUGAUGGCGCUGUUGCUAUCCUGCAGGAGCUGCUAGGUCAUGGUGCUGAGGCCAAUGUCAAAGCUAAACUACCAGUCUGGGCAUCAAACAUAGCUUCAUGUUCUGGCCCUCUCUACUUAGCUGCAGUCUAUGGACACCUCGACUGUUUCCGCCUGCUUUUGCUCCACGGGGCAGACCCUGACUACAACUGCACCGACCAGGGCCUAUUGGCUCGCGUUCCAAGGCCCCGCAGUCUCCUCGAAAUCUGCCUCCACCAUAAUUGUGAGCCAGAGUACAUCCAGCUGUUAAUUGAUUUUGGUGCUAACAUCUACCUUCCAUCUCUACCCCUGGACACAACAUCACAAAAUGAUAAAGGUGUUGCAUUGCUGCUACAUGCCCGAGCCUAUCCACAGUCGCUGCUAUCCCAGGCCCGUUUAGUUAUCCGCAGAGCCCUGCGCCAGGCUGGCCAGCCACAAGCCAUCGACCAGCUGGAUAUUCCCCCCAUGUUGAUUAGCUACCUCAAACACCAACUGUAAUCUUGCAUUUCGCCCCGAAAAUGAAGACGACUCCAAAAACCACCUGGGGGCCCAGGUAGCUGGAGAGCACAACAGCUCCAUCCACUCACCUGGACAUGCUCUCCUGAA